This is a messenger RNA of Sphenostylis stenocarpa, 726 nucleotides long. The record is from the annotation of a GenBank genome assembly. Lineage: Eukaryota; Viridiplantae; Streptophyta; Magnoliopsida; Fabales; Fabaceae.
AUGGAUGUCGAAGAUGCAGAGAAUGAAGUUUCAAUUUCUUCUGCUAUUCUCAAUUCGAUAACAUCUGGGCAGAAUGAUCUUCUGUCUCCAGAAGACCUUGCUUGGGCUGAUUCCUGCCUCGUUAAAGACUCUGAUAUUUCAGAAACUGAUUGGGUCCCGUUGAAAAAUGCUUUACUAGAAAUUAUCAGUUCCCAAUCUCAAUAUUUUAGCACUGAAGGAGAGGACAUAGAAAUUCCUCCCUACAGUAGUAGUUCUGAAAGGAUUACGGUGGAACUUAAUCAACAAUCUUCAACUUCUGACGGGAAAUGCUUAUCCCAGUCUUUUUCAACUUAUAUUGUUAACCCAUUACAUGUGGCAGUAGAAACAAGCGCAGAUGAUAUUCCAGAUGAUGAAACAAUUGGUACUUUGCCAUCUUUCAAUCCUUGUCGGCCAACUUAUAAUGAAAACCUGAAGGUGAACGAAACCAUUGAUUUUGAACUUAAUCUAGAUACUUCCUCUUAUGAGACGGAGCACCUCGCUGAGAAUAUCUUCAAAAUUUGGGAUUUUGAUAUUCCAUCUGAGGAAGGUGAUCUGGUUAAACAGUUGGAGAAAGCCCUAUCAGAGAAUUCCUUUCAAACAGUGCCAUCAUCUUUCGAUGAUUCAGUGAAGUGGAAGGACACGAAGGACAACUCAUUCGACGAUCUUGUUGCUGGAAUUGCUGACUUGUCAUUGAAGAAAAAUGCCUAG